AUGACGCAGGCCGAGAUGUGGAUCGCGUCGCGGAAGACCAGCCCGCGACGCGCCGCCAAGUCUCUGCCCGCGCCCGCGGGCGGCGCGGCGCGGCGGAGCCUGCCUAGCAAAAAACAUACUCCGCUGCGACUGACCGUGCUGCGGCAGGCACAGAGCGCGCACAAGCGACAAGUCACCAAGAUACAGGCGCCCACGCAGAUUGACCACACGAAGCAAGCGGCCAUCAUGCUGAUGACGGGGCACACGGCCAAGGGCCCGAGCCCGCGCGGUAACAAGACCACGCCGUCCUUCGUGGCCAAGAAGCGCAGCCCCGCCGCCCGCGCGUCUCGCACUCCCCGCCGAAGCCCUAAGGCCCCGCCCACUAGGACCAGCAAGAGAGGAUCCGCUAGCGGCUCCGUAUCGAUCCUGGAGAUCAGCGACUCGACUCAGUGCACCACUCGCUCGGGCUCGCCGCUGCUGCCGACGCCGCGUAAGUCCGCGCUCAAGGGGCCCGGCGCCGCGCGCAAACACGACUCCAUCAAGUUCGACCUCAGCAACCUCGAACCCGCUCCCACCAGCGACGACGAACUAACUCUACACUACUCCGACACCUCCAGCACUCAGUCGCCCUCCCCGAGAAAGGGAAUCCACUCUCGAAGCAGCAGGAUGCUGGAGAAAUCCCUCGGGACGUCCCCGGAUGUGUCUCGUAGAAGCAGGAGCACCCUCACCGCGGUGUCUCCCGAAUCUCCCCGCAGGAAGUCCAGUCGAGGCACGCUUAUCCUCCAGAAAGCGCUGGACGCAUCUCAAAGCGACGACGGCUACUCGCGCCGCACCACCAGGACCUUGACCGAUCGUAGCGCCGACGCGACAGUAGCCUCUGCUUUCCGCACCCGUACGCUAUCUCCGCGGUCCCCGGCUCAAAACCUGGAAACCUACUCCAUCGUCGACCUGGUGUCGAUGGACUCGAAUGAAUCCGGGAGAUCGACGUCGGUGUACAAUUCCGCCGGGUCCAUCGACAGCAGCGCCACCGCGUUCGGGACGCCUCAGAACAGCAUCGGUAGACGAACCAGGUCCACUAUCGAUCCCAGCACCUUGCUCGGGUCCAGUACGCCGUACGUCAAACCUACGAGAAGUUCGUCAUUGAAGUCGCAGGGUUCGCGGAAGAGUUCUAUCAAAAACUCCACAAACGUAUCCACGAGGAGCUCGGGCCCCGCUCGCCGAUCAAAGUCGUUAACAACCCCUGAGAAUUCUCGAGAUACUCAAAGGCAUAUCUCGGUCAACAGCACCCGGAUAUCCCGCGCCUCGAAGAGCCGGUCGCGGAUCAACGACACCGAUUUGAUGCUGAUAUCGUCGAGCGAUAUCUCGCAGAUGGAGGACGCCUCGCCGCUGUCGUCGAGACGCGUCAGUCAGAAGUCCCCGCAGAAUAGUCCCGCGCCGACUCGUAAAAGUUCCCGCAGGAGCGGCGGAGACGCCACGCCCGAUGGCAGCGAGAAGGAAAAUCAAGGUACCAGCACGCCGCAAAACAGACACAGCCCUGAGGAGGCCGGCACGCCUGUCCUCAGCAUCCAAAGUCUGCUAGAUUCGAGCCAGAGCUCCUUCGCUUCCCAGAACUCGUCCAGGAAGGGACGAGGCGGCUCCAAGCGCAAGACGAUCGGCGUCAUAAGGUCGCAGCCGCGCGGCCGGCCCGGGGUCAAGUCUAAAUCCCUGAGCUUCACGGCGAGGAGGGGUCUGCUGAGACUGAGCAAGGAUUCCUCGUUAGCUUCGGACAAAACUGACGAGGGCGCUCCGAAGCCUAGCAACGAAAAGAUGGUCACCCCGAAGAGCGCCGUCAAAUUAGUCCAGGAGGCGGUCAAGAACAAACACUCCACCGCGAAGAAGCCGCAGUCGAAGCGCUCGAUCAUCGACGACCUGAACGAGUCCGACAUCGUCAAGCAGCUGUUCAGCAGCCCCGUCAAAAGGAAGCUGUCUCAAAGCAUGACGGAGUUCUCGAGGAAGCAGCUGUUCGACGACGACGAUGACGUCGUCGUCAACAGGAGGCCAACGCGCAACACGAUCGCGGUGGCCAACCGGACGCCGGAUAACUCCAUCUUGGACCGCACGGAGCCGAUCACCCCCGAAGUCUUCGUCAGCCCGAUCGGCACGCCUGCCGACAGCCCCAAUCUAUCCGGAAUAAAGAGACUGUUCCGCAAGAAUACACCGAAUAACGAUCUCCGAAACGUUAGAGGAGUCAAAGGCUUGUUACGCACGCCUCGAACCAGAAGGUCUAUCAAGAACGACCUGUCCGACGUCGCCGGAAUAAAGCAAGUGUUCGCGAAGUCGCCCAAAAACCGCUUGAGUGACGUCAGAGUGAAGGAAGUGUUCGCGGAGGGACCCAAAAACGAUUUGCGACGCGUCUCGGGAGUGAAAUCUCUGUUCCGAUCGCAGAAGGAGCGCGCGUCGCCGAGGAACGAUUUGACCGACGUUCGAGGCGUUAAGAACCUAUUCCAAAGAAGCAGUCCCCGAAACGAUCUGCGCAGAGUGUCGGGUGUCAAGAAAACUAUGAGGAAAAAUUCGCCCAAAAACGAUUUGUCCGACGUGCGAGGCGUCAAGAAGUUGUUCAAGGGAUCAAAAGCGAGGAACGACCUGAAUGACGUCAGCGGAGUCGAGGAACUUUUCAACGAAUCGGGUCAUUCCGUGCCAGAAUCGGAGCGGCUGUUCGAUCAGCUGCUGGGCAAGCCGCCGAUCAAGGCAGUCUACUCGAAGAGCUUUGCAAAGAAGACUACGGCACCUAAAACCAGGGCGCGCGCCGCAAAGUCUUUGCACGCGUCGAUCGACGUCAUCACCAAUAACGUGGAGGAUUGGCUGGAGCGCGAGUUGCAGAAACGUCUGCACAAGGACGACGUGCCCAAGGCGGUGUCUAAAGAGCUUCAGAAGCUGAGUACAGCAACAGUGGAAGGCGCUGAACCGUUGCGGACCUCGCGCGUCCGUACUAGUACCGUGGCGCGGGCCGAAGUCUCGCACUCGCAGCGCAAGAAGUCCGCGUCCGAGUUGUACGGCGCGCACACGCUGCCGCUCAAGAAGCGCUCGCUGGCGGACGCGCCGGACACCGCCCCGGACGGCCCGGACGCGCCGGACAGGCUCAGCCUGCCGCUGAAGAAGCGCGCCGUGGUGCACUCCACGCCCGUCAAGGGCCGCGCGCGCACCACCUUGAAUGCCUCCGAGCUCGGCCGCGUCUCGCCCAUACAAGCCGCCGAUACUUCCUUGAGAUCUGAAUCAACAUUGGCAAUUUCGGAGCCGAAACCGACUAAAGCCAAGCGAACCACUAAAGCUGCCGUUGAAAUCGAAGCACCCAAACAAGCUGCGAAGUCCCCGCCCAAAGCCAACGCUUCGAAAUCUUCACCCAGGCGAGCUCCUGAGCCUCGCGCUACGCGAGCUCGCGGCGCCAAGGCCGACCGCUCGCAAACUCAAACCAAGAAACGACGCACAUCUCUAGUUAUCUCUAAAAAGUCGCCCGUCAUGAGCCCCAAACCCGCGCCCAGGACGAAAAGAGGAAAGGCCGAACCGCAGCCAGAUUCGCCGCUCAAACCCCAGCCGAAACAGACUCGAGGCAGAGCGGCUCAGCCGCCGUCUCCGAAGCCUAGCCCGAAGAAAACCAGAGGAAAAGCCACUCAACCCCAGUCUCCGAUUAAAUCUAGCCCCAAGAAGAGAGGCACCCGCAAACAGGAAGACAAACCGGCGACACCUAAACGACCCACCCGAGCUAAAGUGCAAAAAGCUUCGGUUGUCGUGGGCAAACCCUCGCCUAAGAUGAAGCCGCAAGCGAAAUCCAAAAGCGAAGCGAAAGUUACCAUGAGCGAGUCGCCUAAAACGAAACGGCAAGUCGCAAGUCGGGCUGCGAAAACCCAAGAUCAAGUCAAUAGUCCGCGAAAGUCACGCAAAACUGCGGCUAGCGAAAAAAGUGUCGAGCGAGUCGAAAUCAAAUCGAGACGCAGGAAAGUGGAAUCUCCCAAAAAAUCUCCGCAGCCGGCCCGGACGCGCCGGGCGGCCGAAAAUGAACCUAAGAGCAAGAGGAGCAAAGCCGUCAGCGAAUCUGAUAAAAAUCCCGAGCCGGAAAAGAAGGGGAGAAAAGGGCGGAAAACUCAAGUCGUAGAAGAAAAGCCUGAACCAAAGAGAACUCGUAAGACUCAGGACGAGUCAAAGAGGACGGUCGCGAAGGAGUCGCCGAAACCGAUUCGAUCCCGCGGCAGGAAGCUCGAGGCCCAGGAGAGCGUUCAGUCGGAGCCCCCGACGAGAACCCGGCGGGGGAAAGGCAGCGACAACGCCACCGUCAUACCCGAAGUCGCGUCUCGGAAGCGCAAAACCACCGCGGAGAACGUCAUACCUGCCAAAGUGACCAAAACCAGCGCCAAGGAGGUCGUCGAGACCAAGUCCCGGCGAGGGCGGAAGACGACCAUCGAGACCGUCGAGGUUGAGACGGGCAGCGUCAGGCAAAAACGCUCCGUAAUUAAAGACAGCAAGGUCUCUAUUAGCUCGCGCAAGAACCAGGACGGCAGCCGCGUUGAAAACGUGCGGACGGUGCGCUCGCGCAAGCUCGUGGUGACCGCCGUGGAGACCAGCGCCCCUAAACCGAAGGCCGCGAGGGGCGGGAAAGCAACUGCCAAAGAAAAUGAAACAAAAACCAACACUCGGAAAAAGAAGACUGAAUCAUCGCCUGCAAAACAAGCAUCCCCAGAGAAGCGUACGCGCCGCGCCGCCCGUCCGCAAGAAGAGACAACAAAAGCAACGGGCCGCUCACGUAGGAGAUAAUACAACUGACAUAGAAAAUCAAGUACAAAACUAUAAUUUAAAACGUGCAUUUAUAAAACGCCGUAAGAGUACAUAUUUAUGUUAAUUAACGUUUACUUAGUCUAAUUUAACAUCUAAAACGAUCCUCAGGAUAGCGUCCGUCUUCGAACGACGCACUGAAGCUCAAACAAACUGUAUACGGGACAGUAAUAUUUUAAUAGGACAUUUCUUUACUACUUAUGUAACUUGUCGUACAUGACAAUAAAACAAUAUUUUGCGAUGUUGAAGUUAAAUAGCAAUCAACUGUUGUAAUCUUUGAUGUUAAUGGAUAUUAAUGUUGUAUAUGAGAAAGGUUUUUAACAUACCGAAUUAAAUAUAGUACAUGUUAUGUAGAAGACUUGAAAAGUACAUUUUAAACUGUAUUAUGAAAUAGAUGAAGUUUUUAACUAGUUGGUAACACGCACUGCGUACUCGCAUUGUUGAGUUUACAUUUGAUGUUGUUGGAGUCUCGUCUCUAGACAGCAAUAAAUAACGGCUAUCUCAACAGUUGAAACUUAAGUUUGGUUUUAGACAGUUAAUUUUAAGAACCCAAAAAAUAAGUUUGAUUUUAUUUUAGACGCCUAAAAUAUUAUGUAGGGUUUUAGUUGAUAUUUUAGUGUUCAAUCUGUGUGAUUCGUAGUAUCAUGGGUUUAUUUUUAUUAUUUUAAUCGCUUUGUAUUGCUUUUAAUAUGCCAAAUUAGGUUCUGAUUUUUUUAAUGUGAUAAUAUAGAUUCUUGGUCUGCGUGCUAUUGCGCUAAUAGUGGUACUAUUUUAUAACGAAGCACAAUAUCAAUGCACACUUUUUCUGGUUUUUUAAACGGACAUUAUUUGUUUUAGUAUUUUGGAUAUUUUAGUUGAAAAUAGACAUUUCUUAGUAUGUAGUGAUGAUACAGUGGUGCUCGUGACGCACUCGAUCGCAUCAGGAAUUGUUCGCAGUGGUUUCCUGACACGAAUGACGUACUUUCAUUUCUUUAGAAACGGACAUAUUAAGCGAUCUUGACUUAAUCACAAGUCGAUAAAGUCUAAAAUUGCUUCAACACCGAUUUGAACUCUGUUUACUUUAAUGUUUCUUUCAGCAAAACACUGCGAAUAAGGUCUUAUUUUUGUGAAAUGUGAUGCCUUUUGAAGUGUUGAGCAUUAUAGACAUGCAACGGGAACAAAGUUUUUAUUUAGAUUACCUUAGAAGAGUUGACAGGUUUCAAAUUGAUAUUUGUAGGCAAGUUCUGGAAUUGCAAUUAAAUAAAUAUUGUUAAUAAAUAAAUAUAAUAAAUUGUGAGAUACAAAAUAA
Ostrinia nubilalis (European corn borer) is the source of this 6070-nucleotide messenger RNA. RefSeq names its product serine/arginine repetitive matrix protein 2-like. NCBI's taxonomy places the organism in Eukaryota, Metazoa, Arthropoda, Insecta, Lepidoptera, Crambidae. The record is from RefSeq and is a predicted model, not a curated record. The coding region runs from base 1 to 4764 and encodes 1587 amino acids. The transcript has 12 exons.